AUGUACGGCUUAUUGGUCGGUAUGAGCCAGGUUGUAGUGUUUGUUUCCCCACCUUUACUCUCGUCCAAACAGGUGGCAGUUCCAGAUCGCCCAGUAGCAGUGAGCGAAGACGAGCACGAGAACCGCGCCGUCGGCCACACCUCCGACGACGACACCACCUCCGAUUCUGACGUGUCGUCCAUCGCCUCCUUUAGCGGCCGCAAGAAAUCCCUGGAACUGGCCGGUACCGACGAGAACCUGGUCGUUCUAGCCGAGGCCGUUUUCCACCACAUAGCCCUCGAGCCGGAAUUGCUGGCCUUCAGGGCGGGCGACGUGGUGGAGGUGGAAGACAUGGAUGACCGCGACUGGUGGUGGGGCUCGACGGGGAACAAGACCGGGUGGUUCCCGGCGCAGUUCGUGCGGCUGCGCGUCAGCCAGGAGGACACGGUGGAGGACUGUCUGGCGGCGAUCGCGGCGGGGAGGCCGGCUUCCGCGCAGAUCAGGCGGAGGACCAGCGUGUCGUUACUGUCCAACGAUCAGGUUCGUACGAGUGUUGUUCGUGAGCUAGUCCACACCGAACGCGACUUCGUCAAAGUACUGCAAGACGUGGCGGAGGGCUACCUUUCGGAAUGCCGUAAAAGAGAGGACAUGUUCGACGAGGAGCGGAUCUCGAUAAUUUUCAUAAACUUGGAGGGCAUAUUGAGGUUCCAGAAAGGUUUUCUAAGGGACCUGGAGGCGUGCGUGGAUUGGGAGGCGCCGCACCGGAGCUGCGUGGGGGAUUGCUUUCUCAAACACAGCGCUGGUUUUAAGAUGUACUCAGAUUAUUGCAAUAGCCAUCCCAUGGCGACAGCCGCUUUACAAGAACUCUAUCAGUACAACAACUACAGCAAGUUCUUCGAGGCUUGCCGACUGAUGCGCGGACUCAUCGAAAUACCCUUGGACGGCUACUUGUUGACCCCGGUUCAGAGGAUAUGCAAGUACCCGCUUCAACUGGCCGAACUUCUCAAGUAUACGAGGACCGAUCACGAGGAUUUUGCUAAUAUCAAGGAGGCUUUGGAAGUGAUGAGGGGCGUGGCCAUGUUGAUCAACGAGAGGAAGAGGCGAAUGGAGAGUUUGGAGAAGUUGGCCGGGUGGCAACAACGCGUCGAAGGUUGGGAGGGCGAAGAUCUCAUCGAAUUAAGUUCACAGCUUAUCUAUCAAGGAGAAGUAGUCAGAGUAACCUCGGGAAUGUGGACCAAUAACAUCACGCUCUUCUUGUUUGAUCAUCAGAUUGUAUAUUGUAAAAAGGAUAUUCUUAAGAGGAACACUUACGUGUACAAAGGAAGGAUCUACCUAGAUACUUGCGAAAUUAUUGAUGUACCUGAUGGAAAAGAUUCCAACCUGGGUGUGAGCGUUCGACACGCCAUCAAACUGCUCAACCUGACUCGAGAUAAAUGGCUAAUGUUCUGUUGUCGAUCAGCCAAAGACAAACAACGAUGGAUGGACGCCUUCUCCGAGGAGCGAAAGCUGGUGGUAAAAGACCGCGUAGACGGCUUGGAAUUGCCACAGACCGAUCGCCAUCUUGCCAGAGCUGCAGCUAGUCGCCAGAAACGACCGCCAAGGACACUAAGACAAAAUAAGAAAUUCAAACACCAAUCCAGCUACAUCGGCUCCUCGAUGCUGCAGCUGAACACCACCUCCUCCAAUUCGCUGCUGGGCAGGAAAAUGGGCAACUGGUUCAGCUUCGGCGGCGGCAAGAAAUCGCGACACCACGACGUUCCCUGAGACCGAUCGCGCGCUCUUUUGGAUCGUCCUGUAUAUAAUUUGACGUGCUGAAACGUAGGGUGCUCUACCGUUGGAUGUGUCCGUUGUACAGAGAUUUAUGUAUAAUGAUAAAGCCGGUGCCAAAAAUUUAAAGAUAUAAAUAAAAAUUAAGUGAUUCGUCGAGAUCUUGAAGUAUACUUAAAAACGGGUGUGUGGUGGUAUAUCGAAGUAUCCGAAGAAUACGAAAGCAUUAGGUGACAUAUCACUAGAAGAACUAUGUAAAAAUUCCUCCUCGAAAAAUCGAUCGAAAAAAGUGCAUAUUUGUUAUUGUAAAUUAUUUCCUUUUCAAUUCGAUCUCUAUAAAUAUAUCUUUUUUUAUGACAAAAUAGUAACAGAUAUAUUAAAGACACUGAUGAUAGGGGAUUCCUGUCAUUUUACCUUCGAAGUAAGGCUUUCUUUCUAUAAUAUUAGACUACGUAUGAGUUGUUUUAAACAGAAUGGUCUCGAAAAAAAAAUAUAAAAUAUUUAAAAUAUCACAUUUUAUCAGACAGCUAAAUCAUGUGAUCUACAGGGUGAUUCGAACUGAUUAAAAUAAGUAAAAAAGU
This is a messenger RNA of Sitophilus oryzae (rice weevil), 2327 nucleotides long. Its product is annotated as rho guanine nucleotide exchange factor 4-like. Gene Ontology annotation, biological process: intracellular signal transduction. NCBI's taxonomy places the organism in Eukaryota, Metazoa, Arthropoda, Insecta, Coleoptera, Curculionidae. The transcript is spliced from 8 exons. Gene Ontology annotation, molecular function: protein binding; guanyl-nucleotide exchange factor activity. The record is from RefSeq and is a predicted model, not a curated record. The coding region runs from base 1 to 1743 and encodes 580 amino acids. Gene Ontology annotation, cellular component: cytoplasm.